Molecule: messenger RNA, 918 nt
Organism: Aspergillus viridinutans
Lineage: Eukaryota; Fungi; Ascomycota; Eurotiomycetes; Eurotiales; Aspergillaceae
Exons: 2
Coding region: 1-918 (305 amino acids)
Biological process (GO): transmembrane transport
Molecular function (GO): transmembrane transporter activity
Source: RefSeq, a predicted model, not a curated record
AUGCCUGAGGUAAUUCAUGAUAUGGAUGAAAUUGGUGUCCUGCCGGGGAACCAAGGCGUUUCGGCUGCCGAGGAACAUGCAAAUACCAAGUGUACUCAGCCAGAAGGAGGCCAACACAUGAAAGUGGACGAUGAGAUCACCACGAUUGCUGGAAUUGCUGCUAGACGACAGGAGGGGAACAUGGAGCAGAAUUUAAAUCGUCAACCGGAGACAGUCGAGGUUAACGGGGUACAUGCUUCGCCCGCACCAACAACAGACACCAACACAUCAACAGGGCCACCAUACUGCAUACUGCCAGAAGGCGAAAAGAUCUUCAUUAUGCUCUUGGUCUCAUUUGCGGCCAUUAUUUCUCCCAUCUCCAGCGGCAUCCACUUUCCAGCUCUGAACAAUCUCGCAAAGGACUUGAAUGUCUCCAUCUCGCUUAUCAACAUAACCAUCACAACUUAUCUGAUCUUCCAAGGAAUUGCCCCGUCAUUUAUAGCAAACUUUGCAGAUACCCACGGGCGACGACCGGCCUACCUCAUCUGCUUCACCAUCUACCUAGCGGCCAAUAUAGGCCUCGCAGUACAGGAUAGCUACGCGUCACUGUUGGUCCUCCGCUGCCUGCAGAGCUCAGGCAGCAGUGGGACCAUUGCACUGGGAAGCGCAGUCGUCGCUGACUUGUCAACCAGAGCAGAGCGAGGCAAGUAUAUAGGGUAUGCGAGUAUGGGAGUGACCCUGGGGCCUGCCUUGGGGCCGAUCAUUGGGGGUUUGCUGGAUCAUUACCUGGGCUGGCGAGCAAUCUUUUGGUUCCUGGUCAUUUUCAGCAGUGUGCUUGGGACCAUCAUUGCUAUCGUCUUGCCUGAAACCUGCCGCGCGGUUGUGGGCAAUGGCUCUGUCCCUGCCGCAGGUGGAACCAGUCUGCAUGGCAGAUUCUAG